UUUUUGAUUUGGUGUGUGAAUAUGUUCACAUUUUCAGUGUUGUGAUUUGGUCAGGAACUAUUAUUAUGUGUAGACUUUGUAGUGCUAUACUCAGAAUAGUUUUGUAUUUGUCUUUUGAAAUUUCAUGGAGAGUAAAGUGUACUGGUGUCCAUCCAAGUCAGGUCUGGCUAGCUUCUGCCAUUUCAAACACUAGCACACGAGGAUGUGGUGGCUGUAAUUUGUUUACACGAUCCAUUUUUACUUUAUAGCUGGGACAUGUUCUCUCUAAAAGUCUUCAGUCGCUGCAACCUUGGAACUGUACUAAGGAGACAGGCGAAUGCUUGUCGUCCGCUAGCAUCACUACAGCACCACGGAAGGCAUAAAUAUUUUAGUCACUCAAGGGCCCAUAGUCAAAAGCUACCCCAUUCGAUUCACGGCACGAGCAAUGUCCGGCACAUCGCAGGUGGUGUCACAGGUGCUGAGGAGCUUCUGAAGAGCACUGCCAGCGAUAAGAGCCACCGCGUGAAGAAGUCAGCGACCUCUGCAGACAUUCUCAAGGCUAUGCUGAGUCAUGCAUGGCCGAAAGAUCAACCUGAGCUUCGGUGGCGGGUGGCAGCUUCCGGUGUCCUGCUGAUCGGCUCAAAGAUACUGAAUGUGCAAGUCCCUUUCUUGUUCAAGCACGCGGUGGAUAACUUAGCUGAUCCGGCCGUUGCAUCCUUCGGCACAGUGUCUGGACUUCUGCUGCUAUAUGGAGCUGUCAGAGCUGGAUCUUUUGGCUGCAAUGAGCUGCGCAACUCCUUGUUUGCCAAAGUGGCUCAAAGUAGGAUACGCCACCUAUCUUGUGAGGCGUUCCGUCACCUGCAUAACCUUGACUUGACUUUCCACCUGAGUCGUCAAACCGGCGCUUUGUCAAGAGCCAUUGACCGCGGAACACGUGGAAUCAAUGGACUCCUUACUGCGUUGGUCUUCAACAUUUUCCCAACAAUAUUUGAGGUUAUGUUAGUUGCUGGCAUUUUGGGUUAUCGAUGUGGUACAGAUUUUGCAUUGGUAACGUUCACCACGGUUGUGUCCUAUGGAGCCUUCACUCUUGCUACUACACAAUGGAGAACUAAAUUUCGCAUUGCAAUGAACAAGGCAGACAGUGCAGCGGGGUCCAAGGCCAUUGACUCGUUGAUCAAUUAUGAAACUGUCAAGUACUUUGGCAAUGAAGAAUUUGAGACCAAGCAAUAUGACAAGUAUCUGAAGAGAUAUGAAGAUGCUAGUUUGAAGACGUCUUAUAGCCUCUCACAGCUGAACUUUGGCCAACAAAUGAUCUUCAGCGCUGGCAUGACAGCAAUCAUGUGCCUUGCUGCACGCGAAAUCACAGCAGGGCGUAUGUCAGUCGGUGACCUUGUGAUGGUGAACGGCUUGCUCUUCCAGCUGUCCAUGCCGCUCAACUUCCUGGGCUCUGUUUAUCGCGACAUGAAGCAGAAUCUGAUUGAUGUCACCACCAUGUUCAACAUGCUGCAGAUUGAGUCGAAUAUCAAGACACUUCCCGGCUCUAUUAACUUUACCGUCGAGGAUGGCAAGAAUCCAGAAGUGGUGUUUGAUGACGUAUCAUUUGAGUACAUCACGGGAAGGCCAAUUCUCUCCAACUUGUCGUUCGUCGUUCCGGCAGGAAAGAAAGUUGCUCUUGUUGGAGGAAGUGGGUCUGGCAAGUCCACUGUUGUGCGCCUCUUGUACCGCUUCUUCGACCCAGUGUCUGGCAAUAUCUUUAUUGACGGUCACAACACGAAGGGAAUGACGGUUGAGAGCCUCCGCGCGGCCAUUGGUGUUGUGCCACAAGAUUCUGUGCUCUUUCAUAACUCCAUUCUGCACAACAUCUCUUACGGUAACCUGUCAGCAAGCAAGGAAGAAGUGAUGCAUGCGUCACGGAUGGCCAACCUGCACGAUGCAGUGUUGUCAUGGCCCGAUGCGUAUGAAACGCAAGUUGGUGAACGUGGCCUCAAACUAUCUG
Molecule: messenger RNA, 1975 nt
Organism: Sycon ciliatum
Lineage: Eukaryota; Metazoa; Porifera; Calcarea; Leucosolenida; Sycettidae
Product: iron-sulfur clusters transporter ABCB7, mitochondrial-like
Biological process (GO): intracellular iron ion homeostasis; transmembrane transport
Cellular component (GO): mitochondrial inner membrane
Molecular function (GO): ATP binding; ABC-type transporter activity; ATP hydrolysis activity
Source: RefSeq, a predicted model, not a curated record